AUGGCGCGGGCCGCGGGCGCGCGGGGCCGGGCUGCACGAUGCGGGCGCUGGCGGCGGGGCGCGCUCCUCGCCUUCGCCGCGUGGACCGCCGGAUGGGUGCUGGCGGCCGCGCUGCUGCUCCGCGCGCACCCGAGCGUCCUCUCGGAGCGCUGCACCGACGAGAAGAGCCGGCGCAUCCUGGCCGCGCUGUGCCGGGACUAUCGCAGCGGCUGGCUCACAGGUGCUCUGUGCGAGGACCUGUGCGUGGCCGGGGAACUGCUGUACCAACGCUGCCUGUACUACGAGCGUGGCAAGAAGGUGCUGCAGGCCCAGUGGAGAGGCCGAACUGUGGUCCUCAAAUCCAAGAGGGAGGCUUUCUCCAGCUUCCCACCGCUCAACCUGCUGGGGGAGGAAGCCGGGCCAGGUGCUCCUGGCAUCCCCGACGCUGAGCUGCUCCUGAUGGUGGCUGGCGAAGUGAAGAACACGCUAGGUUUGGAGCUGCCCAACAACAGCAUAGUUCCUCUGUGGCCCGCCAGGCAGGGCCCUCGCUGGCGGCAACAGCUGGCCAGUGCGUGGUCGCUGCUCCAGCAAGAGGAAUACGUGUACUUCAGUCUGCUGCCAGAUCUGAGCCGCCACAUCCUACCGGUCCUGGGUUCCUGUGGCCACUUUUACGCAGUAGAGUACUUGGCUGCAGGUAGCCCUCACCACAGGGCUCUCUUCCCGCUGGGUGAUGCUGGCCAGGCACAGGCUAUUAGCCACAUCGCUCUCAGCUUCCUGGAUAUGGUGAGCCAUUUCGACAGUGACUUCUCCCACCGUCUCCACCUCUGUGAUGUCAAGCCUGAAAACUUUGCCAUCAAGAGGGACUUCACGGUGGUAGCUAUCGACGUAGACAUGGCGUUCUUUGAGCCUAAGAUGAGGGAAAUCCUCGAGCAAAACUGCACAGGAGACGAAGACUGCAACUUCUUUGACUGUUUCUCCAAGUGUGAUCUGAGAGCGCACAGGUGUGGAGCCCAGCGCGUGAACAGCAACCUGCAGGUCGUCUGUGAUAAAAUAUUUCGACGCUGGUUCUCCUCAACUCACAGGAGCCCCGCCGUCUCCCCCCAGCUUCGGCUGCAGCUACAGCAGGCUGUUCAGGAGUGUGCUCACCAAGAGGGUCCCUCUGGGAACUCCAGGACUGCAUCCUCUGGCGUGUUCUGGAAGCUUCGGUGGCUCCUGCAGGCCACUCUGAGAGAACUGCAGGAGGUGGAGAAGUAA
Messenger RNA from Arvicola amphibius (Eurasian water vole), 1233 nucleotides. RefSeq names its product divergent protein kinase domain 1C (gene Dipk1c). The record is from RefSeq and is a predicted model, not a curated record. Bases 1 to 1233 code for a protein of 410 amino acids. The transcript has 4 exons. Lineage: Eukaryota; Metazoa; Chordata; Mammalia; Rodentia; Cricetidae.